AUGGCAUGCCCAUUGAAAUAUGGUGGGGCAGCUGGAGGUUUUGUUGGUGGAGCUGUUGGUGGUAUAAUCGGAGGGGUGGCAGGACUUACGACUAAUGACAGAGAGUUCGGACAAAUGGUAGGUGGGGCUACUGGUGGUGCAGCAGCGUUACUUACAGGGGGUGUUGUCGGAUAUGCAAUAAUGCCGACUCCGAUGGGAGCGAUUGAAGGUGGCGCAUCGGGAGGCAUUGCUGGUGCUACUACUGGCUACAAAGCUGCUGGAAUAUUCUACGAUGGUUUCAAAUGA
Rotaria sp. Silwood1 is the source of this 285-nucleotide messenger RNA. The record is from the annotation of a GenBank genome assembly. NCBI's taxonomy places the organism in Eukaryota, Metazoa, Rotifera, Eurotatoria, Philodinida, Philodinidae.